AUGUCACUUCCGCAAGAGACGCACAAUGAAGGACAAGUUUGGCAUCGAGAACUUCCCUGGUCGGUACGGUUACAUCCAACAAAGCCUCUAACCUGGUCUAGGCCCCAGAGGUGGGUUAUCGCUAUAAUUGUUUCUUGCUUCACACUCCUCCCAUCAGUCUCGUCAACUAUGGUUGCACCAGCCCUCGCGAACAUGGCAGCGGAUCUUAACAUCAUCGAUGCCGCAGUCUCGCAGCUCACAUUCACAAUUUUUAUGCUCGCGUACGCCAUCGGCCCAUUACUCCUCGGUCCCUUAUCUGAAGCCAUUGGACGGUCGCCGGUUCUGCUAGCGUCGAACGUAUUCUAUCUGGCCUGGACUCUAGGUUGUGGACCGGCAAGAAACAAGUCAGAAUUGAUUACUUCUAGAUUCCUGGCAGGAAUCGGUGGCAGUGCACCGUUGGCUGUGGGUGCUGGUGUGAUCAUCGAUCUCUGGGUUCCAGAAGAACGCGGACAGACGGUCGGGCCCCUUGCCGGUGGUUGGGUCACUGAGCGUACAACAUGGCGAUGGAUGUUUUAUUCCACGAACAUGGCGGCGGGGGUUAUCGGAAUCGUCGGCUUUGUCUCCAUACGCGAGACAUAUACACUAGUCCUGCUCAAACAGAGACAGCACCACGAAUCCCACGAAGCAACCACAGGCAGUACUACUAGCGAGUCUCUGGCGACGCGGUUACGAUUGGCAUCUGUUCGCCCCUUACAAUUCUUUGUCACAGAACCUAUCAUUUUGGUCGUCGCCAUUUACAUGGCUGUUGUCUUUGAAUAUGGCGAGAACAUUGGCAUCAGUGGCCUAGACUACAUCUCUCUUGGUCUUGGCUAUGUACUCGGCUCCCAAAUCAACGCGCACAGCAGCGACGCCAUAUACCGACGCCUUCAGGCACGCAGAAGUACAAAUGACCUGCAGAGAAGCUCAAAAGGGGAACCUGAGUUCCAGGUUCCCCCUAUGUUCGUCGGUUCUGCCUUGAUUCCUAUUGGUAUGUUUUGGUACGGGUGGAGCUCUAUGCAGGUGUAUGUCAUUGAUAGUUACGCAGAGUAUGCGGCGAGUGGUCUUGCAGCAGCUGUAUUGCUGAGAAAUAUUGCCGCAUUUGGGAUCCCUCUAUUUGCACCAUAUAUGUUUGCUUCGUUGCACUAUGGAUGGGGAAACAGUGUGUUAGCAUUUCCCAGUGUUGUAAUUGGGAUCCCAUCGCCGUUCUUAUUUUGGAUAUAUCGUAAGAGGAUAUGA
Molecule: messenger RNA, 1254 nt
Organism: Aspergillus caelatus
Lineage: Eukaryota; Fungi; Ascomycota; Eurotiomycetes; Eurotiales; Aspergillaceae
Product: major facilitator superfamily domain-containing protein
Exons: 7
Coding region: 1-1254 (417 amino acids)
Biological process (GO): transmembrane transport
Molecular function (GO): transmembrane transporter activity
Source: RefSeq, a predicted model, not a curated record